Molecule: messenger RNA, 364 nt
Organism: Staurois parvus
Lineage: Eukaryota; Metazoa; Chordata; Amphibia; Anura; Ranidae
Source: the annotation of a GenBank genome assembly
UGCCACCUGUCAGAGUCCAGCAGUGCCAGCUGAACAGUGCCACGUGCCAGUGUCCAUCAGUGCCACAAUGCCACAUAUCACUGCCCUUCAGUGUCACCCAUCAGUGCCAGUCAGUGCCACCUAUCAAUGCCAAUCAGUGCCACCUAUCAGUGCUGCCAAUUAGUGCCACCUAUCAGUGCCAGUCAGUGCCACUUAUCAGUGCCAGUCAGUGAUGCCUAUCAGUGCGCAUCACUGCCGCCUAUCAGUGCACAUCAGUGCCGCAUAUCAGUGCCGCCUAUCAGUGCCAGUCAGUGCCACCUAACAGUGCCAGUCAGUGCCGCCUAACAAUGCCAUAUAUCAGUGCUGCCUUUCAGUGCCCAUCAGU